Messenger RNA from Neopsephotus bourkii (Bourke's parrot), 4614 nucleotides. RefSeq names its product adducin 1 (gene ADD1). The transcript is spliced from 18 exons. Gene Ontology annotation, cellular component: postsynaptic density; cytoskeleton; focal adhesion. NCBI's taxonomy places the organism in Eukaryota, Metazoa, Chordata, Aves, Psittaciformes, Psittacidae. The record is from RefSeq and is a predicted model, not a curated record. Bases 170 to 2752 code for a protein of 860 amino acids. Gene Ontology annotation, molecular function: actin filament binding. Gene Ontology annotation, biological process: positive regulation of establishment of endothelial barrier; barbed-end actin filament capping; positive regulation of adherens junction organization.
GGGUGCGGCGGCCCCUUUUCCUGCUGCUGCCCUUUCUCUUCUGCCCUCUGGUGAGUGCUCCUGGCGGAGGCGGGAGGCGCAGGAGGGGCGCAGCCGGUAGCGGUCGAGGGGAAGCAGAGGGGCACAGCCAUUAACGAUCUGCGGGAGGCGGGUUCCUUGAAACUGUGCUAUGAAUGGUGAUUCUGGAGUGGGGGUGGUGACUUCACCACCCCCAACAACAGCUCCUCAUAAGGAGAGGUAUUUUGAUCGAGUUGAUGAAAAUAAUCCAGAAUAUUUGAGAGAGAGGAAUAUGGCACCUGACCUUCGCCAGGAUUUUAACAUGAUGGAACAGAAGAAGAGAGUCUCCAUGAUUCUUCAAAGCCCAGCUUUUUGUGAAGAGCUGGAAUCUAUGAUCCAGGAGCAGUUUAAGAAGGGGAAGAACCCAACAGGUUUACUGGCUUUACAGCAGAUUGCAGAUUUCAUGACAACGCAUGUACCGAAUGUCUACCCUGCAGCACCACAAGGCGGAAUGGCUGCUUUAAACAUGAGUCUUGGCAUGGUGACACCAGUGAAUGAUCUGAGAGGAUCAGAUUCCAUUGCCUAUGAAAAAGGGGAGAAGUUGUUACGAUGUAAAUUGGCAGCUUUCUACAGAUUAGCAGAUCUCUUUGGCUGGUCUCAGCUUAUUUACAAUCAUAUAACAGCCAGAGUAAAUUCUGAGCAGGAGCACUUCCUCAUUGUACCUUUUGGACUCCUUUACAGUGAAGUUACUGCAUCCAGUCUGGUUAAAAUCAACAUUCAGGGAGAUGUAGUUGAUCGUGGAAGCACUAACUUGGGAGUAAACCAGGCUGGGUUUACUUUGCACUCUGCAAUUUACGCAGCUCGACCCGAUGUUAAAUGCAUCGUUCACAUUCAUACGCCAGCAGGGGCAGCGGUAUCUGCAAUGAAGUGUGGUCUCUUGCCAAUUUCACCUGAAGCACUUUCUCUAGGGGAAGUAGCUUAUCAUGACUACCAUGGUAUUUUAGUGGAUGAUGAAGAAAAGGUGGUGAUUCAGAAAAAUUUGGGGCCUAAAAGCAAGGUCCUUAUUCUCAGAAACCAUGGCUUAGUAUCAGUUGGAGAGACUGUUGAGGAGGCUUUCUACUAUAUUCAUAAUCUAGUGCUUGCCUGUGAGAUUCAAGUACGUACCCUGGCCAGUGCAGGUGGACCUGACAAUUUAGUGCUUCUAGAUCCUGGAAAGUAUAAAGCCAAGUCUCGUUCCCCUGAGUCUCCAGCAGGUGAGGGUACUAUAUCCCAUCCAAAAUGGCAGAUUGGCGAACAGGAGUUUGAAGCGCUUAUGCGAAUGCUUGAUAAUCUGGGUUACAGAACUGGCUAUCCAUACCGAUGCCCUGCUCUGAGAGAGAAGUCUAAAAAGUACAGCGAUGUCGAGAUACCAGCUAGUGUCACAGGUUACUCCUUUACUAGUGAUGGCGAGUCAGGCAUUUGCUCCCCCCUCAGACACAGUUUUCAGAAACAACAGCGAGAGAAGACAAGGUGGCUGAACUCUGGCCGAGGGGAUGAUGCUUCUGAAGAAGGGCAGAAUGGCAGCAGUCCCAAGUCGAAGACUAAGGUGUGGACGAACAUUACACACGAUCACGUGAAACCCUUGCUGCAGUCUCUCUCGUCCGGUGUCUGCGUGCCAAGCUGUAUUACCAACUGCUUGUGGACUAAAGAGGAUGGACAUAGAACUGCCACCUCUGCUGUCCCCAACCUGUUUGUUCCAUUGAACACCAAUCCAAAGGAGGUCCAAGAAAUGAGGAACAAGAUCCGAGAGCAAAACUUACAAGAUAUCAAAACUGCAGGCCCUCAGUCCCAGGUUCUUUCUGGGGUAGUUGUGGACAGAAGUCUUGUACAGAGAGUUUCUGUUUUUAAGGAUGCUCCCCUCUCAGACUGUACGGAAUCUAUUGAAGGGCUCGAUCUCACAGAGCAGGCCUUUAGCCCCGCUAAAUCUCUGUCUGUUAGAAAGGGAGAACUGGUGACUGCAUCAAAGGCAAUAAUUGAGAAGGAAUAUCAACCCAAAGUCAUAGUGAGCACGACAGGACCAAAUCCCUUCAAUAAACUCACCGAUCGGGAACUGGAAGAGUAUCGCAAAGAAGUAGAAAGGAAGCAGAAGGGACCAGAAGAUAACACUCAGUUUGCUGCUGCAUGGGUUUCUUGUCAGACCACGCAGCAAGUCAUCACACAUCUUAACCGAGAAGAGCCAGAUGGGCAGAAGUCCUCCCAUAAGGAAUUUCAUACUGCAGUGAUCAAAGCAUUAAGGUCCAAUCCUGUCCUUUUGGCUGAGGCCUCAGAACCUUCAGAAGAUGGCAGGCCACAGAAAGAGAGAAGUCCCCCUGAUCCCACUUCAGCUCGCACUCCUCCCAGCACGCCGAUUAAAAUAGAGGAAGAGAGACAGCAGGACCAGACUUACAAAGAUGACAGUGACGCUGCAACUUUCAAGCAAACCCUCCCAGAUCUCACCCCUGACGAGCCUUCAGAAGCACUCAGCUUCCCUCCCUUAGGGAAGGAGGAAGGGAGGUGUGAGGAAGAUGUGCCCAAAAGCCAAACGGAAUCACCUGCAGUGGAAACCAAGGAACCCCAGCCUCAACCUGCUGAAGAGCCAGUGACACCAACCACGGAGGAGGGGCCGGCAGCCGAUGCAGGUAGUGAUGAAUCUCCAGGGAAGUCCCCAUCGAAAAAGAAAAAGAAGUUUCGCACUCCUUCCUUCCUGAAGAAGAGCAAAAAGAAGAGUGACUCCUAAAGGCCAAACACACUGCAGAAACACUGUCAUUCCCACCUCCAUUAACCACUAGAAUGUACCAGAUCGUACCGAGUGUUUUGUCGUACUUAUGUAAAUGAAUGCAACAGGUAACCCAACCAGCCCCUCGAGUUAUGGCUUGAUUGUUUGAGGUUGUAACCAGAAACUAAUGGCCAAAAAGGUGCUAAUCCUGUGUUUUCAGCAGCUACCGCAGAUCUGAUCCUGAAUUUGGAAUCAAAUGUGAAUGACUUCCAUGUGGAAGGCAUCGAACCGCUAUUCUUGAUUUAAAGCCUGCGCUGCUUUACAAAUGAAUAAAGAGAUGUUCACAAUUACAAAUAAACCACACAUGGCUUACACCAAGGAGCGUUCUUCUCCCAUGUUCUGUUCCAAGUCACAAGUAAGCUUCCUUUUAAGUGCUGACUUCUUGAGCGGAUGCUGUUGCAGUGACGCUCUCGAGGGGAGGUGUUCUUGAACUGACAUGUGAGUACAUGCUCGCAAACCCUGUUUUAGUCAAGCUUUGAGGCUAGUCCAUUCCUUCCUCUCUCUCCCCUCUCACCAUUGUAACAAAACAAAGGUGUUUUUCACUUUAUUUUCUAACUGGCUCGUGAAAUCAUCUUUGCUGUCCAGGACUGAAAUAACCAUGGUGUGUUCCGCUCACAGUUGUGCGUUAAGAGCCCAAUCCUACUUCCUAGCAAAUGCAGUUGAAGGGAAAUGUGACUUCUGAGUCUUGCCUCCCUAUGGAUUGCUCACAUGGUGAUUAGGCUGUUAGAACAGAUUAAAAGUAACUGUACUGGAAGUGUCUGGGAGGUUUCGCAGUGGUGAUGUGAAGCCUGGGCUGCUGGUUUGGGCCUUAGCAGAGGGUUUGGGUGCAGGGCUGCUGCACGUAAACCCUGCUUGCAGCCUUCCGUGUGUGUUCUUCCCAUGAUAACAAUGUAAAUGCAUUACACUGAAUAGGUAACCUUGUUUUAUAUGAAUUAUUUUCACUUACAAAAACUGGUGUUUCUUUAAUAUUUUAUUUUUGUUGCCAGCGGUGAAGUACAGAAACCCCAAGUAACCUUAAAAGGUGUAUUUUCACAGUUUGCUAUAAAUGUUUGUUUAAUAUGUAGCAUGGUAAAGAAAAUCACUUUUUGCCACUGAACUCGCUAUUUCCCAGUCACUGCCAUGCUUCUGUCUGUCACCCGUCCUAACAGUAGUGCCAGGUGGGGUAGGGAGGGCUGGAACCCGUUGGGUUCCUCAUGUCAGUGUUUCUGGUUCAGCAGCAGCAAAUGCUGAGAGCCCUGCGAGGAGAGGGCAACGCGCUGACUCACGGCAAGCGGCUGUAGAAAACAGGAUGUGGCUGGCACCUCUUAGAACAAUAGUAAACGUUGCAGUGGGUAAAAUAGCAGCAAACUAAUGCCUUACGCUGCUGCGGCAGAGCAGGGGCACGGCUCAGGCUGGGAGAUGGAAGGGGAAAUGGAGCUUUGGGUGCGGAAAGAGACUUGGAAGAGGGGUCGGUGCCAAAGCAAGGCAGGCGACUGCCCAGGGCCGCAGCGGCUUCACGUGUGCUUGAACCUUGUGUCCCCUCUGCCCACUCUUAAGAGUGCAGUGCUCACCUUGCUGAAUCAUGUUCUAGCGCAGGGUCCUAAUUCAGUGACUAAUUGCUGUAUGUUUCAGUUCUUUAAUGGAGUCCCCCCAUUUCUCUCGACCACGUAUGCAAUGACUCUUUAAUUUCUAAUUUUGUAGUUUGUUCUUUUAAUUCUUUGUAUUACAGUAUGAAAUGUAGUCAUGUAUGCUAUGGUUACACACUUCGGGGUAGAAUAAAGUCCUGUAUUUUUUUCUCUUGUAUCAUUAAGUUCUACUCACAAAUAAAAGUCUUAAAACCUUCA